ACCUUGCUGAAGGACGCAGCACUAUUUAUUGACGUAUGCAAAUAACUGGGGGAGGGUGGUGCUUGGGAAAAAACAGGAACCAGAAUCAGUUUCUCAUCGCAGGGCGAACGCUCUGAGUUCCGGUGAAGGGGAAAGAGACGUGGCGAAAUUGCUGUCUUUCUGUCUUAUAAGCACAUCUCUCACUAAUAGAGAAAAGGGACCGAGACGUCAGAAGGGCUGCGCAAACCAUGCAGGAUGAUUUACUGAUGGACAAAAGCAAAACCCAGCCACAGUCUCAGCAGCAGCAGCAGCAGCGGCAGCAGCAGCAGCAACAGCUCCAGCCCGAGCCCGGCGCAGCCGAAGCCCCGUCCACGCCCCUCUCCUCAGAGACCCCUAAGCCCGAAGACAGUAGCGCAGUGCCGGCCCUCAGCCCCGCCUCGGCCCCUCCAGCCCCCAACGGCCCCGACAAAAUGCAGAUGGAGUCGCCGCUCCUGCCGGGCUUGAGUUUCCAUCAGCCUCCUCAGCAGCCGCCGCCGCCGCAGGAGCCCGCGGCGCCCGGAGCGUCGCUGUCGCCGUCCUUUGGCAGCACCUGGUCCACGGGCACGACGAACGCAGUGGAGGACAGCUUCUUCCAGGGGAUCACCCCGGUCAACGGGACCAUGCUCUUCCAAAACUUCCCGCACCACGUCAACCCGGUCUUCGGAGGCACCUUCUCCCCGCAGAUCGGCCUGGCGCAGACCCAGCACCACCAGCAGCCGCCGCCGCCCGCGCCGCAGCCUCCGCAGCCAGCGCAGCCCCCGCAGGCGCAGCCCUCUCAGCAACGCCGCUCGCCCGCCAGCCCCAGCCAGGCGCCCUAUGCGCAGAGGAGCGCCGCCGCCUACGGCCACCAACCCAUCAUGACCAGCAAGCCGUCCUCGUCCUCUGCCGCUGCGGCCGCUGCUGCCGCGGCCGCCGCCUCCUCGGCCUCGUCCAGCUGGAACACGCACCAAAGCGUGAACGCCGCCUGGAGUGCCCCGUCCAACCCGUGGGGUGGCCUACAGGCUGGCCGGGACCCUCGCCGCGCUGUCGGCGUGGGCGUGGGCGUAGGUGUGGGGGUACCCUCCCCUCUUAACCCCAUCUCGCCGCUCAAAAAGCCCUUCUCCAGCAAUGUGAUCGCGCCACCCAAGUUCCCUCGUGCGGCCCCGCUCACCUCCAAAUCCUGGAUGGAGGAUAACGCUUUCCGGACCGAUAAUGGUAACAAUCUGUUGCCUUUUCAGGACCGGAGUAGGCCCUACGACACUUUUAACUUGCACUCCUUGGAGAACUCCUUAAUGGAUAUGAUAAGGACUGAUCAUGAGCCUCUGAAAGGUAAACACUACCCUCCCAGUGGCCCACCAAUGAGUUUCGCUGAUAUAAUGUGGAGGAAUCAUUUUGCAGGACGCAUGGGAAUAAAUUUCCACCAUCCAGGAACAGAUAACAUUAUGGCACUUAACACCAGGAGCUAUGGGCGGAGACGAGGUCGGUCUUCUCUCUUUCCCUUUGAAGACGCCUUCUUGGAUGACAGCCAUGGCGAUCAGGCUUUAUCUUCUGGCUUAAGUUCUCCCACUCGAUGUCAAAAUGGGGAACGAGUGGAACGCUACUCUAGAAAGGUGUUUGUUGGAGGUCUUCCUCCUGACAUCGAUGAAGAUGAGAUCACUGCCAGCUUUCGAAGGUUUGGACCUCUUGUGGUAGACUGGCCCCAUAAAGCAGAGAGCAAGUCAUACUUCCCUCCUAAAGGCUAUGCCUUCCUGCUGUUCCAGGAGGAGAGCUCAGUGCAAGCUUUGAUAGAUGCCUGCCUAGAAGAGGAUGGGAAACUGUACCUAUGUGUGUCAAGCCCCACCAUCAAGGAUAAACCGGUGCAAAUCCGACCGUGGAACCUAAGUGACAGUGACUUUGUAAUGGAUGGUUCUCAGCCUUUGGACCCCAGAAAAACUAUCUUUGUUGGGGGAGUUCCACGACCCCUUCGAGCUGUUGAGCUGGCAAUGAUAAUGGACCGCUUGUACGGCGGCGUCUGCUACGCUGGCAUUGACACGGACCCAGAGCUGAAGUACCCCAAAGGUGCCGGGCGCGUUGCGUUCUCCAAUCAGCAGAGCUACAUUGCAGCCAUCAGUGCACGUUUUGUGCAGCUUCAACACAACGACAUUGACAAACGGGUGGAAGUGAAACCCUACGUGCUGGAUGACCAGAUGUGUGACGAGUGCCAGGGCACGCGCUGCGGGGGGAAGUUCGCCCCGUUCUUCUGUGCCAACGUCACCUGUCUGCAGUACUACUGUGAGUACUGCUGGGCCAGCAUCCACUCCAGAGCCGGCCGCGAAUUCCACAAACCGCUGGUGAAGGAGGGAGGCGACCGCCCUCGGCACGUCCCGUUCCGCUGGAGCUGAGCCCCCCGGCCGACCCAGCUACAAGUACUGGAACAGACCACAAGGAGGAAGAGAGGGCACUGCCUCAGGGCUCACGGUGUUCUGGAAAUCUGUGCAUUCGUUCUCGAUUUUUAAAGAAGAAAUGGGUCUUUUUAUUAUUA
Molecule: messenger RNA, 2518 nt
Organism: Phodopus roborovskii (desert hamster)
Lineage: Eukaryota; Metazoa; Chordata; Mammalia; Rodentia; Cricetidae
Gene: Cpeb3
Product: cytoplasmic polyadenylation element binding protein 3
Exons: 11
Coding region: 228-2378 (716 amino acids)
Biological process (GO): negative regulation of cytoplasmic translation
Cellular component (GO): synapse; cytoplasm; neuron projection
Molecular function (GO): ribosome binding; mRNA 3'-UTR binding; mRNA regulatory element binding translation repressor activity
Source: RefSeq, a predicted model, not a curated record